UGACCCCGGUCUGCCCGGCGUGGUCAAGAUGGCGCUGGCGGUCAGAAUGCGCGUCCCUUGCCGCGCGCUGCUGUGUGCGGGGGCCCAGCUCCGGGGCGCGGCCCUCGGGCGGCCGGAGUGGGCGGCCGGCGGCGGGGACGGCGCGCGGCGAUUCGCGAGCCUCCGGGUGCUGGUGGAGCCAGGGGCCGAAGGGGUCGCUGUAAUGAAACUGAAGAACCCCCCAGUGAACAGCCUCAGUCUGGAUUUCCUAACAGAAUUCCUCAUCAGCCUGGAGAAGCUGGAGAAUGACAAGGCCUUCCGAGGCGUGGUCAUCACUUCGGACUGCCCCAAUGUCUUCUCGGCUGGCCUGGACCUGAGAGAGAUGUAUGGGCGGAACCCAGGCCACUAUGCUGAGUACUGGAAGGCUGUGCAAGAGCUGUGGCUGCGGCUCUACCUCUCCAACCUGGUGCUGGUGGCUGCCAUCAAUGGGUCCUGCCCAGCUGGAGGAUGCCUGAUGGCCCUCACCAGCGAUGUCCGCAUCCUCUCUGACAGCCCCAAGUCUGUCAUAGGACUGAAUGAGACCCUGCUGGGCAUUGUUGCCCCCUUCUGGUUUAAAGACACUCUUGUCAACACCAUCGGGCAUCGAGCCUCGGAGCGGGCCCUGCAACUGGGGCUGCUCUUCCCACCAGCUGAGGCCCUCCAGGUAGGCCUAGUUGACCACGUGGUGCCUGAGGACCAGGUGCAGAGCAUGGCGCUUUCAGUGAUGGCACACUGGCUGGCCAUUCCAGACCAUGCCCGACAGCUGACCAAGGCCAUGAUGCGAAAGGCCACAGCAGACCGCCUGAUCAAACAACGUGAAGCAGACAUCCAGAAUUUUGUCAGCUUUAUCUCCAGAGAUUCCAUUCAGAAGUCCCUGCAGAUAUACUUGGAAAAACUCAAACAAAAGAAAGGCUAGGAGUUGGGGUGCCAUGGAGGCUUUUAGUCACAUGUGCCCUGGGCAGGGGGGCCCUCUGGUCCCAACGGAGUUAAACACGGUUAUUUCUCAACUUAUAAGUACUUUUAGCUCUUUGUUCUUCUGACUUCUUAGAAGAUCCUAUUCCUUGUAGCCAGGCCAGUAUCCCACAGCCCACCACCACCCACAAGAGUGCCUUUUCUGCCUGUCUGGCAGCAGGAGCCAUGGAGGGCACUGCCCUGACUUAAGAAUCAUGAACUUGCAGGUGGGGCCAUUCUGGACCUUGGCAAGGUCACACUGGGCAGCCUUUUCCCAAAGGAGAAUUAUAAAUAAAGACCUUGGGUUGUCCCAUCCCUC
Otolemur garnettii (small-eared galago) is the source of this 1288-nucleotide messenger RNA. RefSeq names its product enoyl-CoA delta isomerase 1 (gene ECI1). Gene Ontology annotation, cellular component: mitochondrion. Gene Ontology annotation, molecular function: enoyl-CoA hydratase activity. Lineage: Eukaryota; Metazoa; Chordata; Mammalia; Primates; Galagidae. Gene Ontology annotation, biological process: fatty acid beta-oxidation. The record is from RefSeq and is a predicted model, not a curated record. The coding region runs from base 29 to 934 and encodes 301 amino acids. The transcript is spliced from 7 exons.